UGUCUCCUUUCCUGGGCUGUCUGGUGAGGGAGAGCCUGCGCCCUGUGAGCCUCACAGACAUGUUCAGUGCUUGGGAUCGCCGGGAGCGGCCCCCAGAGGAAGGAGCAGCCGCAGGGCUCCAGGGCUUCGGUGUGGACAAGACCUUCCUGUCUUCCCUCAAAGGCAUCCUGCUGGAAACUGAGCUGGCCCUGACCUUCGUCAUCUUCAUUUGCUUCACGGCCUCCAUCUCCGCCUACAUGGCUGCCGCGCUGCUGGAGUUCUUCAUCACGCUAGCCUUCCUCUUCCUCUAUGCCACCCAGUACUACCAGCGCUUCGAUAGGCUUAACUGGCCUUGUCUGGACUUCCUACGCUGCGUCAGCGCCAUCAUCAUCUUCCUGGUGGUCUCCUUUGCUGCUGUGACCUCGAGGGAGGGAGCCGCCAUUGCUGCUUUUGUUUUUGGCAUCAUCCUGGUCUCUGUCUUUGCCUACGAUGCAUUCAAGAUCUACCGAACUGAGUUGAUGCCCAGGACCACUGAGGGGGACCAGCAGUGAUCCCAGGGUUUCCUGGCUCCCACGACCAGACACAGGAAGUGCAGAGCCCGGAUGUGUCCCCUUUGGAGUCACUGAACCUCCCAAGUGCCCACCAUCUACUCCACGUCUACAGAGAUAUGUGCUUGAGAAGUCCCAGGGCAUCUGUGAAAAGUGGUGACAUUCUGGGGGUCGGGGUAGGUUGCUGUGCCUCCAAGUCAUUCUCAAAUUAAAAUAUUCAAAUCCUG
This is a messenger RNA of Peromyscus eremicus (cactus mouse), 754 nucleotides long. RefSeq names its product CKLF like MARVEL transmembrane domain containing 5 (gene Cmtm5). Gene Ontology annotation, cellular component: membrane. Bases 60 to 530 code for a protein of 156 amino acids. Lineage: Eukaryota; Metazoa; Chordata; Mammalia; Rodentia; Cricetidae. The transcript has 5 exons. The record is from RefSeq and is a predicted model, not a curated record.